Molecule: messenger RNA, 963 nt
Organism: Antechinus flavipes (yellow-footed antechinus)
Lineage: Eukaryota; Metazoa; Chordata; Mammalia; Dasyuromorphia; Dasyuridae
Gene: IL17C
Product: interleukin 17C
Exons: 4
Coding region: 1-963 (320 amino acids)
Biological process (GO): inflammatory response
Cellular component (GO): extracellular region
Molecular function (GO): cytokine activity
Source: RefSeq, a predicted model, not a curated record
AUGACGCUAAAUACCAAGCUGCUAUUAAGACUCAAGACGCCGGCGACAGUCCCGGAACUGGUACCUCGGUGGUUCCUUGCGCCGACGGGGCGGCGGAGCGCGCUGCUGGGCGGGGCCCUGGCUCGGGGCCCUCGCUAUCUGGGGCGGCGGAGGAAGUCCCUUCGGUUUCCCUUCGGGGCCGCGAGGUCGCGGCGGCCUCCACUCUUUGCUCGCGGGCCCUUUCCAAUCUUGCCCAACCUGGGACUUCUGCCGCUUGCCCCAGCCCGGGGCUGCCCAGCAGCGGCUCCCUCCCAGCCCCCUAGUCACACGUCCCUUGGCCUCCCCGCUCCGCACCCGGCUUACGUGACCUCUCCACCCAUCCCCACCCACGAGAUCCCUGCCUGGAUUCUCCUCCUUUUUUUCCCCGCCUGCUUCUCCUGGCACCCACACUGGCUACCUUCAGAAGCUCCAAAUCUUCACCAGACUUCACGCUGCUACCCUCCUGAGGAGCUGUCCCACGGCCAUCUUCCUCUCCACCUGAUGGGCAAAGCCGCCAGGUCGGCCCGCUCUCUGCCUGCUGCACUGGUGUCAGGCCUGGAGGCUGGUGACCUGGCUGGAGGUCGGAGACAUCGGCAACUCCAAGAGUCCCGAUGUACAGCUCUCCAGCUAGAAAAUGUGUACGAAGCAGAGUUCCAUCAGCGAUCCCUCUCCCCGUGGAGAUACCGAAUUGACAUGGAUGAGAACCGGUAUCCCCAAAAACUGGCUUUUGCCGAGUGCCUGUGCAAAGGUUGUAUCGACAUGAAGUCGGGUCGGGAGACAUCUUCAUUAAACUCAAUUCUAUUGGAACAGAGAGUGAUGGUCCUCCGCCGCAAGCCCUGUGCUCUGAAGGGAGAUGCUCAAGUGACCCCAGGGGCCUUCACCUUCCAGAUAGAAUACAUCAGUGUCCCCGUGGGCUGUACCUGUGUCCUGCCCCGGUUCAGCUAA